Telopea speciosissima is the source of this 2460-nucleotide messenger RNA. RefSeq names its product polycomb group protein EMBRYONIC FLOWER 2-like. The record is from RefSeq and is a predicted model, not a curated record. Gene Ontology annotation, molecular function: chromatin DNA binding. NCBI's taxonomy places the organism in Eukaryota, Viridiplantae, Streptophyta, Magnoliopsida, Proteales, Proteaceae. The transcript is spliced from 20 exons. The coding region runs from base 53 to 2104 and encodes 683 amino acids. Gene Ontology annotation, cellular component: nucleus.
UGGUACAGAACCUCCAGGGUGCAGUUGCUGCCAUUCUAGAACUGUAGCUCAGAUGUGUCGUGAAGAUUCUCGGAUCCAUUUAUCUGCAGACGAGGCAGUAAAUGCCGAAGAGAGUCUUUCAAUAUAUUGUAAGCCUAUUGAAUUCUAUAAUAUUCUACAGCGUCGAGCUUUAGGGCAUCCGUCCUUUCUUCAAAGAUGUUUGUUCUACAAGAUACAGGCAAAGCACAGAAAGAGGAUACUGAUGACCGUAUCGAUCACUGGAGUGCAAAUGCGGAACCUGUUACCUCUAUAUCUUUUGUUGGUUAGACCUAUUUCUGACGACGUAGUAUCCGGGCAUUCUGCAGUUUAUCACAUCAAUCGGGCAUGUAUUCUAACUACGUCCGGCGAAUUUGAUGGAAGGGACCUAACAGAAGCUAACUUUGAGCUCCCUGAAAUUAACAAGCUUUCAUCUGAUCCCAGAGCUGGGAAACUUACCCUCAUACUCGUCUCCUAUGGGGGUGAAAGAAGUUCUGUAUGUGGUGGUCAUUUACACGACAGUUCGGAUAUAGCUUCUUUUUCAUCAAGUGUUGGAGGAUACUGCCUAUGGGGAAAGAUAUCAAUAGAGUCACUCUAUAUGUCAUGGGCGAAGUGUGGAAACUCUAGUGCAGGGCAUAAUGCUGAGAUGCUGUCAUCUGUUGCCAUGCACUCUUGCUUCUUGGAGCCUGGCUGUUUGGAAGAAGGCAAUUCUAUAUCUUUCAAGAUUCCGCAUAACUUCGGAACUAUGGACUCGUUCCAAAAAGUACAAGUUAAUAUUUCUGCACAAGAGAUUGGGGCAGCAGAAAGCUCUCCUUAUAAUUCGUACACAUAUAUACCCACUUUAUCACUAUCUCAUAUCAUGCGGUUGAGAGCUGGAAAUGUCAUUUUCAACUACAGCUAUUAUAACAACACACUACAAAAGACUGAAGUAACCGAAGACUUCUCAUGCCCCUUUUGCUUGAUGAAGUGUGCAAGCUUUAAGGGUCUUAGGUGUCACUUGUACUCAUCUCAUGACCUAUUCAACUUUGAAUUUUGGGUGACUAAAGAAUAUCAAGCAGUGAAUGUCUAUGUGAAAACUGAUAUUUGGAGAUCUGAGUUUGUUGCAGAUAGAGUUGACCCAAAGCGGGAAACAUUCUUCUUCUGGGUUCAACCCAAUUGUAUGCACAGCUCAAGGUCACAGAAGCGUAGAAGAUUAACAAAACUUGUUCAAAAUGCGAUGUCGGACUCACCUGAAGUAGCUAGGGAUGGUCUUUGUGUGGGGCUCAUCGAAAAGGGUGCUUGUACAAGCUCUUACCCUUUGCCUGCUACGACAUCAAGAGUUGCUGAGCCUUCCAAUCAAUCUUCUCUUGAAAGAUCUGAGAAAGACAUUCUUUCCAAUAAAGAAGAAAAGGAGAUGACUCAUGGGGCAGUUCUCAGUGAGAAUAAUUUACGGAAUGAAAACCAUAAAGCGGAAUGCAAUGGUCCUGAGAGUCAUUGUGCUGCAGAUAGCACAGAACGUGUUGCUUCUAGCCCUAAUGUAACAGGCCUUUCAAUUGCUACAGUUCAGUCUUCUGUGGGCCCUGAAUGUGUUCAACCCGUAUCUGGAAACAACCAUGUAUCCUUUGCCUUUUUGCAGUUUGCAAAGACAAGAAAGUUGUCUGCUGAACGGUCUGACCCUAAAAGUCGGACACACUUGCAAAAGCGGCAGUUCUUCCACUCCCACCGAGCUCAGCCAAUGACAUUGGAUCAAGUAUUGUCAGAUCAGGAUAGUGAGGAUGAAGUUGAUGAUGACAUUGCAGAUCUUGAAGAUAGAAGGAUGCUUGAUGAUUUUGUGGAUGUGACCAAGGACGAGAAACGAAUCAUGCACCUUUGGAACUCAUUUGUAAGGAAACAAAGAAUCCUUGCAGAUGGUCAUAUUCCAUGGGCAUGUGAGGCAUUCUCAAGACUUCAUGGACAGGACCUUGUCCAAGCGCCUGCUCUUCUUUGGUGCUGGAGUCUGUUUAUGAUCAAGCUAUGGAAUCACAAUCUACUUGACGGGCGUACGAUGAACAAGUGUAACUUGAUUCUUGAGAGAUACCGAACUGAGGGCUCAGAUCUUAAGAAAUGCUAAGAUCUUGAGAGAUACCAAACUGAGGGCUUCAUUUUGCCCUCAAAAGAAAAACAGAGAUAGGUAACAAAGGAAAAUUUCUUGUCAAAUUCACUAAUUUCAUGGCCUGCCAUGUAAUGUAAUUUAUUCCUGUUUUUUCUUUCAAAGGUUUUUCCUGUUUUUAAUUGUUGGGCCAGAUCAGAGCCCUAUCAUUCUUCAAGAUAGUAUAGAAAGAAAAAGCAAUUUUUUUUUUACAAAAAAUGAGGGUCCUCCAUGAGGUUAUCAUUCUGUAAUAUCGGCCUUUACCCUCUUGUAUAAUUUUAUUGAGAUAAAGUUACUUCUGUGCCAAUUGACUUUCAAGAAUAUUGAGUUUCUGAAGU